Messenger RNA from Echinops telfairi (small Madagascar hedgehog), 3012 nucleotides. RefSeq names its product Rho/Rac guanine nucleotide exchange factor 18 (gene ARHGEF18). Gene Ontology annotation, biological process: small GTPase-mediated signal transduction. The transcript is spliced from 19 exons. Lineage: Eukaryota; Metazoa; Chordata; Mammalia; Afrosoricida; Tenrecidae. The coding region runs from base 1 to 3012 and encodes 1003 amino acids. The record is from RefSeq and is a predicted model, not a curated record. Gene Ontology annotation, molecular function: guanyl-nucleotide exchange factor activity.
AUGCCGUCCUACCCACGGCGUCUGUCGGAGGAGGACAUGUGUCCAGUGAAGUCGAGGCCAGCGAGGGCCAGGGAGACUCUUGAACAGAGAACUGGGGAGUCCAAGCGGCCCUCCCUGGAGGCGCAGCAGUUGAGCACGCCUCGGGCCACUGUGAGUGGAAGCCAGCUGCAGGGCACCCAGCACCGGCCCCAGGCCCCCGGCUAUGGGGUGCUCAGCCCAGGCGCAGGAGAGAUGGAUGAAGCCGACUCCGGGUUUUUGAAAUUGAGGCAGGCAGCCGACGACGCCCUGUCGCUGACGUCUUCGAACGCCGAGCCAAUCUUCUUGGAAGAUCCCUUCGUGGCCUCCCUGAGGGGCGAGCUCGAGGCCGACGCCCACGAGCUGGAGGCCGAGUCCUGGAGCCUGUCCGUGGACCCCGAGUACGUGAAGCAGCAGAAGCGGGAGGUGGUGAAGAGACAGGAUGUGCUGUACGAGCUGAUGCAGACGGAGGCACACCACGUGCGCACGCUCAAGAUCCUGCUCAAGGUCUACUUCCGGGCCCUGCAAGAGGAGCUGCAGGCCGGCUGCAAGGCCAUCAGCCAGCUCUUCCCCUGCGCAGACGACCUGCUGGACAUGCACGGCCAUUUCCUUGCCCGCCUCAAGGAGCGCCGCCAGGAGUCUCUGGAGGAGGGCAGCGACCACAAUUACAUCAUCCAGAGAAUCGGGGACCUCCUGGUGCAGCAGUUUUCCGGCGAGCGCGGAGAGAGGAUGAAAGAAAAGUACGGCAUCUUCUGCAGCUGCCACAACGAAGCCGUCAGCAAUUACAAGCUCCUGCUGCAGCAGAGCAAGAAGUUCCAGAACUUGAUCAAGAAAAUCGGCAACUUCUCCAUCGUGCGGCGGCUGGGCAUUCAGGAGUGCAUCCUGCUGAUCACGCAGCGCAUCACCAAGUACCCCGUGCUGGUGGAGCGCAUCAUCCAGAACACGGAAGCUGGCACCGAGGACUACGACGACCUGACCCAGGCCCUGAACCUCAUCAAAGACAUCAUCUCACAAGUGGACGCCAAGGUCAGCGAGUACGAGAAGGGCCAGCGGCUGCGGGAGAUCGCCGGGAAGAUGGACCUGAAGUCCUCCGGCAAGCUCAAGAAUGGGCUGACCUUCCGCAAGGAGGACAUGCUGCGGCGGCAGCUCCAGCUGGAGGGCCCACUGUGCUGGAAGGCCACGUCUGGCCGCCUGAAAGACAUUCUUGCUGUCCUGCUGACCGACGUGCUCUUGCUGCUGCAGGAAAAAGACCAGCGCUAUGUCUUCGCGUCCGUGGACUCAAAGCCGCCCAUCGUGUCUCUGCAUAAGCUCAUCGUGCGGGAAGUGGCCAACGAGGAGAAGGCCAUGUUCCUCAUCAGCGCCUCCCUGAAAGGGCCUGAGAUGUACGAGAUCCACACCGGCAGCAAGGAGGAGCGCAACACCUGGAUGGCCCACAUCCGCAGGGCCGUGGAGAGUUGUUCGGAUGAGGAGGAGGGGCCCUUCAGCGAGGCUGAAGAGGAAAGGAAGAUGGUUGAAGCCCGGGCCCUGCGGCUGAAAGAAUUCCAAGAGCGCCUGAGUGUGAAGGACCAGCUGAUCACCCAGAGCCUGGCCGAGAAGCAGCACAUCUUCCUGGAGAUGUCUGGGCUGAGUGGGCCGGAGGACAAUGUCCAGGGCCCCCAGGCAUGGCUCCUCUUCCGGGGCGGGAACCCCACCGAGAAGCUGCAGGGGGAGCUGAUCCUCAGGUCUGCCAUGACGGAGAUCGACGACAUCCAGAGCCUGCUCUGUAAGCGGCUGGGUAGCCCCAAUGGCCAGGCUGAGGAGGGCGGGGGCCCUCCCCGCCGGGCAGAGACCUUCGGGGGCUACGAGAGCAUCACGAACAAGAAUGGCAGCUUCAAGAAGAAGUUCUGUGAGUGGAAAGGCCCGCCCAGCUGCCCAGACUCAAGGCUCGGAGACACUGCAGGCCCCCCUGAGGAGACUCCCCAGGCAGCGGUCAUCACGCAGCAGGACAGCUUCGUGGAGCUGCAGCGGGCCACCAUCCAGGAGCGGGAGCGGCAGCUGCGGCUACAGUCGUCCCGGGGGAGCCUGCUGCUGGAGCAGGAGCGGCAGCGCACCUUUGAGAAGCAGCGCGAGGAGCUGGCAGGCGUGCAGAAGCUGCAAGGCCAGCUGCGCCAGGAGCAGCAGCGCUGGGAGCGGGAGCUGGCGCGGCAGCAGCAGGAGCGCGACCUGGCGGCCACGCGGCUGCAGGAGCGCGAGGCCGAGGCGCAGCGCCGGCAGGUGCAGCUGGACCAGGAGCACGCCGAGCUGGAGCGCCAGCGGCAGGCCUACCAGCAGGACCUGGAGCGGCUGCGGGAGGCCCAGCGCGCUGUGGAGAAGGAGCGGGAGCGGCUGGAGCAGAUGCGGAGGCUCAAGAAGCAGCUCACCGUGCCAGCCGGCGGGGCGCCGCCCACUGAGGUAGCCGCAGAGGCCCCAAGCUACCCUCCCAGCUUCAACGGGGACGGGCUAGAGGGACCCACGGCUCAGGUGCCAGGGCUUCGGGUGAGCGGGCUGCUGCCCGGUGCUGGGACCGAGUACACCGAGCGCCCUGGGGUGGCUCGCCGGGACAGUGCGCCGGCCGAGAGCCGCCUGGCCAAGAGCGACGUGCCCCUCCAGCUGCUCAGCACCACCAACCAGGCCCAGCGGCCAGCGGCCGUGCAGCAGCAGAUCCCCACCAAGCUGGCCGCCUUCACCAAGGGCAGCAAGGACAAGGCGGGCAAGAGCAGGGGCUCGCAGCGCUGGGACAGCACAGGCUCCUUCGACCUGAAGCAGCCGCUGCUCCUUGGCAAACUGAAGGGGAAGGACGAGAGUUCUACGCGCUCCCGCCGCCCGCUGAGCCCCGGCCUGCUGGGCACGCCGCCCCCAGAACCUGGCCUCCCGAGCCCCGCGCCCACAGACGUGUCACCACGGUCAAGUGGGAGCGCCUCGUCGCCGCCCGCACCUCCUGAGGACGAGUCUGGCAAGGAAGACGUCAUUUUCUUCUAA